Molecule: messenger RNA, 273 nt
Organism: Prunus armeniaca (apricot)
Lineage: Eukaryota; Viridiplantae; Streptophyta; Magnoliopsida; Rosales; Rosaceae
Source: the annotation of a GenBank genome assembly
AUGUUUUGGUAUACUGCAAGCUUGAUUUGUCAUCAUUCGAGGGCUGCUCGAAUGUGGAAUAGGGCUACCUUUCGAACCAUCAUGAUAGCUUGCGUAAUCAUGCACAACAUGAUUAUGGAGGAUGAGCGUGCCAAAGAUGAAGAAGAUUUAGAUGUAAAAGAAGUUGACCCAAUGAACCCAAGGAAAGCAAGAAUAUAUGAGCGACCAAAUGAUGAAGAAUUUGAGAUAGUGGGUAGAGAUGGACAAAAUCUUGAGGUUGAGCAUGAGUACUAG